Sesamum indicum (sesame) is the source of this 1843-nucleotide messenger RNA. Its product is annotated as putative WD repeat-containing protein C2A9.03. Gene Ontology annotation, molecular function: protein binding. Lineage: Eukaryota; Viridiplantae; Streptophyta; Magnoliopsida; Lamiales; Pedaliaceae. The record is from RefSeq and is a predicted model, not a curated record.
AUGCAUUUACUAUCAUUCCUCUCUCUCUCUCUCUUCCCAAUUCCCACCGCCACCUUCUCUCUGUCUCUCUACUUUUUGUGCUUUUUACUGUACCGAACGAUUCCGGGUAACCCAUCCACCCCCAUAUAUAGGUAUACAAGAUAGAAAGGGAAGUGAAGUAAUCAUUUUCUGUUGAUAGUAUACUGCGAUUCUUCCACAGAGUACUGUUCCUCCAACGGUUUUCAGAGCCCAUCAGUUGUUUUGUUGCUGAGGUAGGGUUCGGAGAAGGAAAAAUUAAACUAUGUCAUACAACGGGGUUGACCAAAUGGAUUACAUGGUGGAUGGUGGAGAUGUGGCAGAUUCUAUAGAUGGAAUUGAUGAGGAAUACCAUGCUGCUGAUGAUGCAAACCUUGAUGAGUAUGAUAUGCUCAUGAAAGUAACAGAUACAUCAGCUCCACAAGCAAGGAAAGGAAAAGAUAUACAGGGUAUCCCAUGGGAAAGAUUGAAUAUAACAAGGGAGAGCUACAGAUUGACAAGGCUUGAACAGUAUAGGAAUUAUGAGAACGUACCUUCAUCUGGUGAAGCUGUUGAUAAAAGGUGCAAACCAACAGAGAAAGGAGGUAGCUACUUUGAAUUCUUCCAUAAUACAAGAUUAGUGAAGCCUACAAUCCUUCAUUUUCAGUUAAGGAACUUGGUGUGGGCUACAUCGAAACAUGAUGUUUAUCUCAUUUCAAACUACUCGGUUAUGCACUGGUCAUCAUUAUUCCGGAACUUGACUGAAGUCCUUAAUUUUUCUGGGCAUAUUGUGCCAACAGAGAGAAAUCCAGGGACCUUCUUGGAAGGCUUUACACGAACACAGUUGAGCACACUAGCAGUGAAAGACCGUUUUCUGGUGGCUGGUGGCUUCCAUGGAGAACUUGUCUGUAAGUGUCUGGAUAAACCAGGGGUUAGCUUUUGCACAAGGACCACACAUCAAGAGAAUGCUAUUACAAAUGCCAUUGAGAUAUUCGACAGCUCCAGUGGAGUCCAUUUCAUGACAUCCAAUAAUGACUGUGGUGUAAGAGAAUAUGACUUGGAGAGGUUUCAGCUCUUAAACCACUUCCGCUUUCCUUGGCCAGUGAACCACACAUCAAUAAGCCCUGAUGGGAAGCUUGUGGCUGUUGUCGGAGAUGAUGUUAAUGGAUUACUUGUAGAUGCCCGGAAUGGGAAGACAGUCGCUUCAGUUGCUGGUCAUCUAGACUACUCGUUUGCUUCUGCAUGGCACCCAGACGGAAGAAUCUUUGCAACUGGCAAUCAGGAUAAGACGUGCAGAGUAUGGGACUUGAGAAACCUGCAUACGCCUAUGGCAAUUCUCAAGGGAAACAUAGGUGCAGUCAGAUCGAUCCGGUUCUCUGUAGACGGGCAGUUUCUGGUGGUGGCUGAACCUGCAGACUUUGUGCACAUUUACAACACUAAAGAAAAUUUUGAGACUAGGCAAGAGAUAGAUUUCUUUGGAGAGAUAUCUGGGGUGUCUCUUAGUCCAGAUGAUGAGUCGAUCUAUAUUGGAAUUUGGGACCGUACAUAUGCAAGCUUACUGCAGUAUAACCGAAGGCAUCCAUAUGAAUAUCUUGAUUCCCUUGUGUGAUACCCUGUUCCUAGCUUCUCAGCCAUGGCAGAGAUGGGCUGAGAAACUUCACCUUUUGUUUUCAUUAAUGUUGUCAUUGUAGGCUAGCCCCAUAGCUAAGAUUGGAAGGUUCCUUUUCAUUUUUCUUUUUUGGUUGUAGCACGGCGCAAGUUAAAUAUGUACAGUUAGCAUGUUUUCCAAAGAAGAAAUCCUUUCGUGGAAUUCCGAAAGUAAAUGCAGGAUUUCUAGUUGCAUAUCUCA